Hymenoscyphus albidus is the source of this 340-nucleotide messenger RNA. Lineage: Eukaryota; Fungi; Ascomycota; Leotiomycetes; Helotiales; Helotiaceae. The record is from the annotation of a GenBank genome assembly.
AUGCAUAUGACAGGGUACGCAUUUGAUACCCUUGACAGCUUGGAGUUUUGGAGUCGAGACUUGGACCGACCUUUCUCCACUCCGAAGGUACUCGGUAUCCAGAGGUAUCGCGAUGUAAAAUACCACAAGCUCUCGAGGACAUACCCGAGAUGCAGCUUCCAAACCGGAGGAGCAAGAGGAUGUGAGAUACGCUGUGUUCUACGUGUUCAACAGUGCCGUGGUGGGAUCAUUGAUACCCAAGGGAACAUCACGUUGCCGAUUUGCGGAGGGAGCUGCCAUGGAGAUUGACAACAAGAAAUUGCAGAAUCGAGGAACGAUCCCGCUGCAGAAGGUGGCAUGA